UCAAUUGUAUUUAUUUGACUUAAGGAAGCUAACCCAACAACAGUCAUCACAAACGGCGUCGGCUGGCGGUGACUAAUUUUCCGGCCAGCAUAAAUAAGAUGACUUCGACUGCAACCACCACUUUCUUCAUCUACUCAAAAUUCCCCAAUUCGCUUCUUCGUUCACGUAUUCAUACCUGCAACAAACCCUUUUCACUUUCGCUUCCACCAUCGAAACUCCGUGCAACCCAUUUGUCAGUAUGCACUUGUUCCCGCACCCCAUUCACACCCUCCACGAGUUUCUCACCCCAAAGAAGUUUAUCCAAGUUCAUUUCAGAAAAGAUUGCAUUUUUUCUCAUUGGGUCGUUUAUCUUCUUUGGUUGCUUUAACACAAGAACGGCUUUUGCAAUUGCAGUACCCCCUUCUGGUGGAGUGUUGGAAGAGAAGGAGAAAAGCGAUGAGGAUGCAAUGAAUGAGAGAAUUUUGGAAAAGGAUCCAAGAAAUGUUGAGGGUCUUAAGGUGAUUGUGUAUGGGAAAAUUAGAAGAGGGAAAUGUAAAGAGGCUGAGAAGUUUGUGAAGAGGUUAAUUGAUGUGGAGCCAAAUGAGGUUGAAUGGAGGCUUUUGCUGGCACUUUGUUAUGAGACAAUGGGGUAUUUGAGUAAAGCUAAAACAUUGUAUUCAGAAAUUUUGGAGCACAGGCCUCUUCUUGUUAGAGCUUUGCAUAGUCUGGCUAUGGUUAUGCACAAAAACAAUGAAGGUCCUGCUGUAUUUGAAAUGUUGAAUAAGGCUCUAGAGUUAGCUAUUAGUGAAGACAAAGUUACAGAGGAGAGAAAUAUAAGAAUCUUAACUGCACAAAUGCUUGUUGUACAGGGUGAUUUGGAGGAAGGUUUAAAAAGAUUUCAAGAUUUGAUCGAUCAAAAUCCUAGAGAUUUUAGGCCUUAUCUUUGCCAGAACAUAUUGCAGGGAAUAAUAUACAGUCUUCUGGAUAAAAAGGAGGAAGCUGCAAAACAGUUUGAAACAUAUCAAGCUCUUGUGCCUGAAGAGUUUCCUCAGAGGGGAUUUCUUGAUGAUAUCACCAUACAAGCAAAAGGAACAUCCCGAGUACAGUUUCAGAAGGAAUUUGGAAAUCGAUUUUCUGACCAAAAGUAGGAAAAGAUAAAAUAUAGGUAGACUCUCCAGUUUGAAGUCAAACAACUCUUGUAAAACCAAAAAGUUAGAUUACUGUAAUAAUGUAAUAAUAGAAUGUAUAACAGUUCUCUUUUUAUUUUCUUUUUCCAGCCCUUGUAGUGCAUGGUUUGGACUUUGGAGUCAGAUUUUGCUUUUCUUGCUCUGUUUAGAUCAUGCUUAAGCUCAUUGAGGACAAACAACUAUUUCGCAAUAAUGUUUAAUCCUUCUAUUUUGUUCUUUUGA
This is a messenger RNA of Cicer arietinum (chickpea), 1388 nucleotides long. The record is from RefSeq and is a predicted model, not a curated record. NCBI's taxonomy places the organism in Eukaryota, Viridiplantae, Streptophyta, Magnoliopsida, Fabales, Fabaceae.